AUGGAUGAGGAAUUCAAGGUGGUUUUUCACCAUAGAGGUAAAUUCAUAAGUGAUGGGAAGUUGCAGUAUGAAUAUGGGGAAAGUACUAGGUUAUCGUUCGACCUAGACAUAUGGAGCUACUUUGUUGUUUUAAGCGUGAUAAAAAGGCUCGGGUAUGUUGGAGAAAAUAAAUUAUGGUUCUCAGUUGGAGGUUCUUCAGUAUUGGAUGAUAGAUUGCAGCUUCUGUGUGAUGACAGUGGUGCGUUGCAUAUGUUUAAUAUCGCAAGACUGAAUGGUGAAGUUCAUUUAUUUGUGGAACACUCAUUGUUUGAACCCCAAGUCAUUGAAAUGCUGGAGUAUUAUCCGGAUGAACCUGACACACAGGAGGAGGGUGAACCUCAAGUUGAGAAUCAGAGUGUUCCUGUUGUAGUAGAUGGUAUUGAAUGUGAAGCUGAAGGUGAGGGUGAGAUCAGGGAUGAUGGAGUUCAGUGUGAAGUUGAAGGUGAUGGUGAGAUGAGGGAGGAUGGAGUUCAGCGUGAAGUUGAAGGUGAUGGUGAAUUAAGGGAUGUUGAAGUGAACUGUGAAGCUGAAGCUGAGGGUGAGAUGAGGGAGGAUGGAGUUCAAAAGAAAUUUCCAGCCAAAAGUUCAAGACGUCUUAUGUGGAGAGCAGCUGCAGCCACACACCCACAAGCAUGGGAAUGGGAGAUGAGGAAUAUAAAAGAUGUGAAUGAAGAUGCAUUUAAGCAUCUGAUUGCAAUCCCACCCACAUAUUGGUCCAGAUCAAGAUUUACCACAAAGGCUCAAUCUGAUACCUUGGUAAACAAUAUGUCUGAGGCCUUCAAUAGUGUAUUGCUACAUACAAGGACUAAGCUUGUGAUAAGCAUGUUGGAGGAUAUUCGGGUAUACUUGAUGAGAAGGUGGGCAAAAAACAGAAUGAAGAUACAAUCAAUAUCAGGAUCUAUUUGUCCUAGAAUUAUGAGCAGAUUUGAGAAGGAGUCAGAAUUAACAAAGUAUUGGAUUCCUAGCUGGUUAGCAGAGAAAUUAUUUGAAGUUAGGCACAUCUCGCAAUUAGGGGAGAUGUUUGUUGUCAAUAUAGACGAACAAUCGUGCACAUACAGAAAAUGGAGUAUAAGUGGUAUUCCCUGCUGCCAUUCACUGUCUGCAAUGAAGUUUCUAAACCUCAAUGGAGAAGACUUCAUCCCAGCAGUCUUUAGGAAGUCCACUUAUGAAGAGAUAUACACUUCCAUAAUAUUUCCUAUCAAUGGCCAAACUUUAUGGGAGACAACUCCAUACCCUGAUGUCUUACCCCCCUCGAAGAAAAUUUUACCAGGCAGAUCGAAGAAAAAAAGAAGAUUAGAGCAAUGGGAGAUCAGAAGAGAUGAAAUAAGACUGAGAAAAGGUGGUUUACAUAAAACAUGUCGUAUCUGUAAGCAAAUUGGGCACAAUAGAAGGGCUUGUCCUAAAGCAAUUGAAAUUCAUCUGGCUCAAUUAAGGGAAGCCCAACAGCAACGUCCAACUGAAGGAUCCCAGCAGCCAACACCUACUGAUGCAUCUGAACAGCAAACUCAACCAUCCCACCACCUACCUCCGCCCCAACCAUCCCACCAGCCAACUCCAACUCAACCAUCCCAACAGCCAUCUCCACCUCUGCCAUCCCAGCAGCCAACUCCAACUCAACCAUCCCACCAGCCACCUCAACCAUCCCACCAACCACCUCCACCUCAAUCAUCCCAACAGCCAACUCUAACUCAACCAUCCCAUCCCCAUUACGAGGUGCAUUAA
Messenger RNA from Vigna unguiculata (cowpea), 1761 nucleotides. RefSeq lists its product as uncharacterized. Gene Ontology annotation, molecular function: nucleic acid binding; zinc ion binding. The record is from RefSeq and is a predicted model, not a curated record. NCBI's taxonomy places the organism in Eukaryota, Viridiplantae, Streptophyta, Magnoliopsida, Fabales, Fabaceae.